CGUGGCGGCGGCGGCGGGAGCCUUGGCCGCCGCCUCCUGCGUGCCCUCGCCGCCCCGAGCUGCCCCAGGAUUGCGAACUCUUGCCCCUGACCUGUUGGGCGGGGCUCCGCGCUCCUGCCCUCGGCCCGGAUGGGUCUUCUGGCUGGGACUUGGGGCUCCUGGAGUUAAUGUCCAGCUGGGGGUCUGCGGAGACCAGAUCCGAGGUGCCGCGGCCGGACUGGACUCUAAGAUGAAGUUAUGGGAUGUUGUGGCUGUCUGCCUGGUGCUGCUCCACACCGCGUCCGCCUUCCCGCUGCCCGCCGGUAAGAGGCCUCCCGAGGCGCCCUCCGAAGACCGCUCCCUUGGCCGCCGCCGCGCACCCUUCGCUCUGAGCAGUGACUCAAAUAUGCCAGAGGAUUAUCCCGAUCAGUUUGAUGAUGUCAUGGAUUUUAUUCAAGCCACCAUCAGGAGAUUGAAAAGAUCACCAGAUAAACAAAUGGCCGUCCUUCCGCGGAGAGACCGGCACCGGCAGGCCACGGCGGCUGGCCCGGAGACGUCCAGGGGGAAAGCUCGGCGGGGCCAGAGGGGCCGAAAUCGGGGGUGUGUCUUGACUGCCGUCCAUUUAAAUGUCACUGAUUUGGGUUUGGGCUACGAAACCAAGGAGGAACUCAUUUUCAGGUACUGCAGCGGCUCCUGUGAUGCAGCCGAGACAAUGUAUGACAAAAUAUUAAAAAAUUUAUCCAAAAAUAGAAGGCUGGUGAGUGACAAAGUCGGGCAGGCAUGUUGCAGACCCAUCGCCUUUGAUGACGACCUGUCCUUUUUAGAUGAUAACCUGGUUUACCAUAUUCUAAGAAAGCAUUCCGCUAAAAGGUGUGGAUGUAUCUGACUCUGGCUCCAGAGACCGCUGUGUAUUGCAUUCCUGCUACAGUGCAAAGAAAGGGACCAAGGUUCCCAGAAAAUGUUUGCCCAGAAGGGAAGAUGAGGACCAAGGAGGUGGAGGAGGAGGAGGAAGGCAGCCGUUGUGGGAGCCUGGUAGAGAGAGAUCCAGCUACAGAAAACCGGACGGGAGAGAGGAAACAGCCGUCCACCUUCUCCCGGACAGCAGCCGACGGCGGCAGCAGCUCAGGGCUGGUGUCCUGGUUGGGUGUUGCCAUCUUUCCAUCUGAUACAGUCCACCGGCACUGGUCACAGGCGCAGUUGCGGAUGCACAUGAAACCAAACCAGUGUGUCUCCUGUGGUUUGUUUUCACAUGUCAGGAGUCACCAGGGAAACAGUCCUCCUGGUGUCAUUCCUUGUCGUUACGUUUUACUGCUGAAAGCAAGAAAGGUUUAUUUUUCUGUCACUCAAUGGAGACAUACCCCGGAAAGGAGGGAAAAGAAGAAGAAAAAAAAAAAAAAAAAAAACAAA
This is a messenger RNA of Camelus dromedarius (Arabian camel), 1386 nucleotides long. It is a transcript of the gene GDNF, whose product is annotated as glial cell derived neurotrophic factor. The record is from RefSeq and is a predicted model, not a curated record. NCBI's taxonomy places the organism in Eukaryota, Metazoa, Chordata, Mammalia, Artiodactyla, Camelidae. The transcript is spliced from 3 exons. The coding region runs from base 230 to 865 and encodes 211 amino acids. Gene Ontology annotation, biological process: negative regulation of neuron apoptotic process; positive regulation of branching involved in ureteric bud morphogenesis; peripheral nervous system development. Gene Ontology annotation, molecular function: glial cell-derived neurotrophic factor receptor binding; receptor tyrosine kinase binding; growth factor activity.